This is a messenger RNA of Anoplopoma fimbria (sablefish), 5318 nucleotides long. It is a transcript of the gene f8, whose product is annotated as coagulation factor VIII, procoagulant component. Gene Ontology annotation, molecular function: copper ion binding. The coding region runs from base 1 to 4962 and encodes 1653 amino acids. Lineage: Eukaryota; Metazoa; Chordata; Actinopteri; Perciformes; Anoplopomatidae. The transcript is spliced from 27 exons. The record is from RefSeq and is a predicted model, not a curated record.
AUGAGAGCCAUCACACUUCUGCUGCUGCUGCUCUGCUCCUCCGCCGGAGAGGCGCAGCACAGCGCCGCUGUCAGAGUUUAUUACAUCGCGGCUGUAGAAAUCGGUUGGGACUACGUUUACCUGGACAAUGCUGAGCCAGCGUCCGAGCAAAGAAUGAGAUCCAGAGAUAUUCCUCAAAAAUACGUCAAGGCAGUGUACAGGGAGUAUACAGAUUCUACAUACACUGUCCCCAAACCAAGGCCAGCAUGGACAGGUAUUCAAGGCCCAGUGAUUGUUGCCCGGGCUGGUGACAGGGUGGUGGUCCACUUCAAAAACCUGGCCUCUCAGUCCUACAGUAUCAGCCCUGUAGGGAUCACCUACUGGAAACAGUCUGAAGGAGCCGGCUAUGAUGACUCCACUUCCGGCCAUGAGAAGGAGGAUGAUGCCGUCUCUCCAGGAGGCUACUAUGAGUACGUGUGGGACAUCAGCCCUAACGACGGCCCAACUGCCAGUGACCCAGAGUGCCUCACCUACUCCUACUCAUCCCAGGUGGACACGGUCCGGGAUGUAAACUCAGGACUCAUCGGUGCCUUGCUCAUCUGCCAAACAAGUGCCUUCACAGAUAAUGGCCAGAGGAGAAACCCUGCGUUUGUCCUGCUGUUUGCAGUGUUUGAUGAGACAAAGAGCUGGUAUGGACAGUUAGGAGAGAGCAGGCGCAGAGAGAGGUUCAAGAAAGGAAUCGGUAGAAAGGAAUACCACACCAUCAAUGGAUAUGUCAACUCUACGUUACCCGGUUUGACAAUGUGUCAGGGCCGUAGUCAUGUGUUCUGGCAUCUGAUUGGGAUGGGCACAGCUCCAGAGAUCCACUCCAUUCAGUUUCAGGAUCACCCUCUGCAGGUGUUGAUUCAUCGAAAAGUCACCGUUGAGGUGACCCCUAUGACAUUCAUCACUGCAGAAAUGAGACCUGCUACUGUAGGCCGCUUCCUUAUGAGCUGUCAGAUACAUGCUCACCGCAAUGAUGGCAUGAACGCCUUUUUCACAGUUGAGAAAUGCCCUGAGCCUCUGCCGGGACCCGACCUGCGUAACGUCAAACACAAUGAUUAUGUGCCCAGCACUGACGACUACAGUGACGAUGGCGAGGAUUCGUUCAACACCAUAAGCUUUCAGCCUAAGAAACCACAAGUGCGAGCAAGAUCCAGCGGUGGACAGCAGUCUAUAACCUGGCGGCAUUACAUCGCUGUUGAAGAGGUCACCUGGAACUACGCCCUUUAUCUCAAACACACAGAUAGUGAGUUGCAGUCUGGAUAUUUGGAUGCACCUCCCAAUCACCUGGGCUACAAGUAUAAAAAGGCUGUGUACGUGGAAUACACAGAUGGAUCUUUCACAAAGAAGAAGAACCCCAAAACAACACUGCUGGGUCCACUGCUGAAAGGAAAAAUCAACGAUCAAAUCCAUAUCACUCUCAGAAACCUGGCCAGUCGCCCUUACAACAUCUACCCCAAUGGCCUUACCAAGAUCUUUUCAAUGCCGAGAUCUGCAAAUGCUGAAGAGAAGGACUUGCGCUCCACAGGAGUGCCACCCAACGGGACGUCCAUCUACGUUUGGAGGCUAACAACAGACAAUGGACCCUUGGAGGGAGACCCCCAAUGUCUGACCCAACUGUAUCAGAGCACCGUCUCCAGAGAGAGGGACUUGGCCUCCGGGCUGGUGGGCACCCUGCUCAUCUGCAAGUCCGACACCAUAUACACCAGAGGACGUCUGAUGGGCCCAGAAAAAGAGUGGAGCCUGAUAUUUGCUGUGUUUGAUGAGAACAGAAGUUGGUACUUCAACGAAAACAUGCAGAAGUCCAGCCAAAACUCGAACAUCACAGACCCGGAAUUCUACAAGUCUAAUGUCAUUUACAGUAUAAACGGCGCCAUUUUUGCCGGGCGACAGUUUGUGCUGUCUCAAACUGACGUUGCCUUCUGGCACGUGGCCAAUGUUGGCUCCCAGAGUGACUUCCUCUCCGUUUACUUCACGGGAAACCUCUUUCAGUACCAAGGCCUUUACCAGUCCGUCCUCACCCUCUUCCCCAUGACCGGCAUAACCGUUCCCAUGGAAGCCGAGCUGAUGGGUGAGUGGGAGAUCAGUGCCUACGAUGGCAGCCUCAAGAGCCGGGGGAUGAGCGUCAGUUACAGCGUACUUCAAAGCGCCGAUGGAGACCGAGUUGAUCGUGACGGGAUUGACGACGACAUCUCUGACUAUUACGAUCAGCCAGACUUUCAGCCGAGGGGCAGAAGACCUGAAAAUCUGUUGGUUCCAAUGUGUAAGAAACCCCUCACGGAUAACAAUACUCAAUCAGUAAACAAACAAAAUGUCACUUGUGAUAAUUCGACGGGGGGUGAAGAACAUUCAGCAACUCAGCUAGAGGAAGGGAUAGCAACAUCACCAGAAGGAGAGGGAGGAAUCCCACAGGAUAUCUUGGAGGAAAUAGAGAUAGAUGGGGAGCGGACAGUUACUCAGAAUAAGACUGAACCUGCAGGAGGAGAAGGAGGUGGUAGACACAGGAGACAAGCAGACAGCAGCUGGACAGAUGAAGACAUCCGUUCUGGAGCCUCAGAAGAUGGAGGAGCUGGGAUAGAGAUUGUAGAAGAAGCUGUGAAAAAUAGGACUGACACCGGUGCCGAGGUAAAAGCUGAGGAAAAGAGUGAAGCUUCAAGUGUGAAUAAUAGGACGAAUGGAGAGCUUGAAGAGAGAAACGAGAUCUUACUUGACAGCAAUCCAAUGCUGAAAGAUAAGGACUCAACUGUUGGGCUAAGCAAUUCAGAAGAGAUGGAUCAAAACUUGGUACCACAAAACCAUAUCCAGUCUGAAGCUGAGCGAUUUACAGCAGAUCUGCCGGAUUUAAAAUAUAACUACACUGAUAACAUCCAAACAGGGAUUGAUCUAUCCCUCGAGUAUGAUGACUACAGCCAAGAGGACAACAACACAUCAGAUAUACUUUCUACGGAUUACAUGGACCUGCGCUCCGGAGAGACCAGAUAUCGCAACUACUACAUUGCUGCAGAGGAGAUCAGCUGGGACUACGGCAUCAGAAAACCACACCAGCUCAUCCAACCCGGAGAGAUGCGUCGAGGGAUGAGGAAGUUCCUGCCAGAGUAUAAGAAGGUGGUGUUUCGAGCCUACAGCGAUAAAGACUUCCUUCUUCCUGUAGGCAGAGGAGAGCCCCAGGAACACCUGGGAAUCAUGGGACCUUUCAUCAGAGCUGAGAUUAAUGAUGUCCUCAAUGUGGUGUUCAAGAACAAGGCAUCCAGACCUUACUCCUUUCACCUUCAGGGGGUCUACGACCGCAGCCAGGGGGCCGGCAUGAGUCAAACUGAUAACCUAUCUGCUCCACCGGGGGUCCCAGGAGAGCCUGUGGCCCCUGGGGAGGCACGGACCUAUAACUGGAAAGUAACCAGGAAACAAGGACCAGCCGACACUGAAUUUGACUGCAAAAGUGGGGCUUACUACUCCACUGUGGAUAAGGAGAAGGACCUUCAUUCAGGUCUGAUUGGUCCGCUGGUGAUCUGUAAGUCCGGUAUUCUCCGGACUCGUCAGAACACACAGCCAAAUGUCCAGGAGUUCGCCCUCCUCUUCCACACCUUUGAUGAAACUAAGAGCUGGUACAUGGAGGAGAACCUGCGGCGGCACUGUGCUCCGCCCUGUCAGGCCAACACUGAGGACCCCUGGUACCACAUCAGCAAUAAGUUUGCAGCAAUAAAUGGUUAUGUGGCAGAGACACUUCCUGGUCUGUUGGUCGCCCAGUACCAGCUCGUCAGGUGGCACCUGCUGAAUGUUGGAAGUGAUGGAGAGUACCACGUUGUGCAGUUCCAUGGUUUACCUUUCACUGUUCACACCCAAAAGGAACACCGUAUGGGGGUCUACAACCUCUUCCCUGGAUUGUUUGGCACGGUGGAGAUGAGACCCCCCACAGUCGGCACGUGGCUGGUGGAGUGCACUAUUGGAGACUACCAGCUGGCCGGCAUGAGGGCUAAACUACUGGUUUAUAAUCCACGGUGUGUCUUGCCUCUGGGGAUGAAAUCAGGAAGGAUCCAGGAUUCCCAGAUUACAGCGUCCGAUCACAUAGAUAAAUGGGAGCCGAGGCUGGGGAGGCUGGAUCAGUCUGGUUAUAUCAACGCCUGGAUGGGCAAAAACAAAAUGUCAUGGAUACAAGUUGAUCUUCAGAGACCCACCCUGUUGCACGGUGUGCAGACACAGGGAGUCCGGUCCAGGCUGAGGGACAACUACAUAACAAUCUUUCACAUCUCCUACAGCCUGGACCAAGAGACUUGGACCACUUACAGAGGAAACACAUCCAAGCAGAACAAAGUAUUUUAUGGUAACAAGGACGCCUCCACGGUGAAAAACAACCCCUUCUCUCCACCAUUUUUGGCUCGCUACGUCAGGAUUCAGCCUCUGAACUUUGUGCAAAAGCUUGCUCUCCGUCUGGAGCUGCUGGGCUGCGAUCUCAACAGCUGCUCUCUCCCUCUCGGCCUCCAAAAGAGGCUGAUUCCUGACGCCAGCUUCAGUGCUUCCUCAUUUCAUUCAUCUCUGCUGCGUAGCUGGAGCCCCGACCUCGCUCGCCUCCACCAGGAAGGCGCCGCCAACGCCUGGAGGCCAGAGAACAACAACCCUCACGAGUGGCUGCAGGUUGACUUGUUGAAAGUAAGACGCAUCACAGGGGUCGUAACCCAAGGAGCUCGAUCACUUUUGAGCCAAAUGAUGGUGACCGAGUUCUCAGUCACCGUCAGUCAUGAUGGUCACUCCUGGAGCAGUGUGUUGGAGGAGAGCACCCAAAGAGAAAAGAUCUUCACAGGAAACAGCGAUUCAGAAGAUGAAGUUCUCACUGUUUUUGACUCUCCUCUGUUUGGCCGAUACCUCCGCAUCCACCCGCGGGGUUGGUUCAAUGACAUCGCCCUGCGUCUGGAGGUCCUGGGCUGUGACACACAGCAGGGGCCCUGACACCGCCGGGCAAACUCAACAACGCCACGCAGCAACAUUUUAGUAGCAUAAUAUAUCCUGGUUUGUUAUUAAGAGCACUUAAGGAGCUAAUUUAAGCUAUUUGUUAUGUGGCCACAACUUUGUUUACAUUUCCACCUUUUUCACAGCGUAUUUUUUUAUUCAGCAAAUAAUCUUGAUAUUAUGUUGGUAGAAAGCUCAGCAACGAGGUAGACUAUUUGCUUUGCUUCAACUUCAGAACAAACUUUUUGAAUGUUAGCGUGUGUAUAUAUUUCGUUUGAAUGGUUGAUGUAUAUUGUUGGAAAAGUUAGUAUUAAUGUAUUUUUCUGCUUUAUAAGAGUUUAUAUAAACAAUGAAUC